CCUCAGCAUGCCAAUACUUCACAAUCAGUCGUUCAUGGAUCUAUCUGUUUCGGCUUGAUACCUGCCCUCCAUCCAGAACGAUGGGCCUUCUAUUUUAGAGGAGUUCCCAAAUGACACGUUGUUCCCCGGUACUCUUGGUGGUUCUUGUUGACUCGGCUCGGCAAUACGAUUUAGGAAGAUCCCGGAGAAAUGCAAGGUACUCUAGUGCAUACCGUUCAGGUUGCGCUAUGCAUCAUCAGCUAGGAGGGUUGUUAGGAAGGGGUCCUGGGGCUGUAUUGAUGAACAGACGCACCUACACACUGGCACUGUCGACCCGGGAGAGCUUCCUGUCUAGCAAGAGGUCCGAAUGAUAGCGACCAUACGGCGCUCAGCCCACUGGGACUAACGAACGACGACGAAGAUGACGACACUACGACGUUCCCACCUCACCGCUAGGUCCGGCACAAUCGGUAACUAUCCUCGGUCGCU
Messenger RNA from Guyanagaster necrorhizus, 468 nucleotides. RefSeq lists its product as uncharacterized. Bases 111 to 350 code for a protein of 79 amino acids. The record is from RefSeq and is a predicted model, not a curated record. The transcript has a single exon. Lineage: Eukaryota; Fungi; Basidiomycota; Agaricomycetes; Agaricales; Physalacriaceae.